AUGAUGGGCACCAGUGGAGGCUCAAGAUCAAAGUUCACAGAAGAAGAGGACCGGCGACUAAGCAAGAUUAUUAGCCAACUCGGAACCAGGGAUUGGGAAGCAAUUUCAAUCACGAUGAAAACAAGGUCAUCAAGACAAUGCAGAGAUAGAUGGGUCAACUAUAUAUGCCCAUCCUUAACGAAUGAACCUUAUAGCCCAGAGGAAGAUAGUCGUCUCCUUGAUAUGUACUCUAAAUUUGGGCCAAGAUGGAGUAAAAUUUCCACCCAUUUUCGUGGUAGAUCUCCAAAUGGGUUAAGAGCCCAUUUUAAAGAGCUUAUGCAACAAAAGGAAAAAACAUCUUUAGAAGAGAAAACAAACGAAGUAGAACCUAAAUUAAAGGUACCGGAUCCUAGCACAAUUGAGGAAUUGUUUCUGUUGGAGAACGAUGAAUUAUUUAAUAUAGAUUCUCAUUGUUAG
Molecule: messenger RNA, 456 nt
Organism: Trichomonas vaginalis G3
Lineage: Eukaryota; Parabasalia; Trichomonadida; Trichomonadidae
Product: RNA polymerase II transcription regulator recruiting protein
Exons: 1
Coding region: 1-456 (151 amino acids)
Source: RefSeq, a predicted model, not a curated record